Molecule: messenger RNA, 801 nt
Organism: Acaulospora morrowiae
Lineage: Eukaryota; Fungi; Glomeromycota; Glomeromycetes; Diversisporales; Acaulosporaceae
Source: the annotation of a GenBank genome assembly
AUGUCAUACAAACGUAAAGUAUAUAAUCUUCUCGAACUGAAAAUUCCUGGCAUGAUUAUGUCAUGGGUUUUAAGAUAUAUAAAUAUUGUUGUCGAAAGACUUUCUGAGCAAAAAAAAAUAUCCAAAAAUCCGUGUUUCGUGUUUCAAAUGUUUUUCAAAAUUUUUUUCUUCGUUUUCGAAUCUGUGCUGGCGGUCUUAGCGUUAAUAUUACCUGAUGACGUAACUGAGAAAUCCGUCCGAUUCAUUGAUAAAGGCAUCUUUGAAGGGUCUUUCCGUCAUUUCUAUAUGCCAGGUAAUAUCGUGGCAUUCGUUCUCAUAUCUCUCUGGUACAUCGUAGUUUUGUUGUACCAGUCCAUAUACUACCCCGAUGUUCCUGCCAAUGAGAAACUCCCCGGAUGGUUAAGCCUGGAUAUAGUCGUAUUACCUUUAUUGUUUCUUGGAACCAUGCUUCGAAUCUCCUGCUUCAAAACUUAUGAUCUACUCUUCGCACACGAACUUACCCCACGUCGAGAAAAGAAAUUGGUUACUACUGGUCCUUACGCCUAUGUCAGGCAUCCUCUGCAUACUGGAUUCUUUCUGAUAGUAUUGGGAAGAAUAUAUUUGGAAUGGUGCUUAAAAGAUUGGUAUCCCGAUUGGAUUCAAAAAUAUUUUUGGCCAAUGGUGAUAAUAGAUCUUGUGUUAACGUCGACUGGAUUGCAUAGGGUGAUGAAAACAGAGGAGAUGACCUUAACUAGGAAGUACGGUAAAACAUGGGAAGAAUAUGCCAGGAGGACGAAGAGGCUCAUUCCAAUGUUGGUUUAA